AUGGAUUCGAACAUCCACGUCGUGCAGCAAGUUUACAAUCAGAUGACUGCCUGGAGUUGGGAUUUGAACGAUUGGAUCAACUACUUGUCGUCGUUGAUCCCGAUGAGCACUCGAGUUCAGGACAACAUCGACUUUGGUGAUGGGGAAGUUACUCGGAAGAGCCUGAAGGAAUUCAAGGACAAGUUGAAAGAACACAAUCUUAAAGCUUCGAUUGAAUCGCUUGGCCGUCGAAUGGCCAGCUAUUUGCUUAUU
Messenger RNA from Mesorhabditis belari, 252 nucleotides. The record is from the annotation of a GenBank genome assembly. Lineage: Eukaryota; Metazoa; Nematoda; Chromadorea; Rhabditida; Rhabditidae.